GGUCAGAGAGCAAGUUGGGAAAGCCUUUAUCUGGCUCUGUCUGCGGCGCUCACAUCUGUAGGGAUCACUUUGGUUAAUCAUUGUUUCUCCUCGAUGCUGAGUUGCAGAAGGUGACACACCACGAGCUGCUGGAGGAAACAAGUCCGAGUGUUUUAGUGAGAUGAYAGCGAGGGAAAGGAAAUCCCCGGAAAACCGUCACACACGGCAAAACGGUUGUUCAACAAAGGAUGCUCUCAUCUGUCAGUCUCAAGAGUCUCUCCUGAGAAGUGUGGCACACACAAACGCUGUGUGGCGAGUGUAGAUAAGCCCCCUUAUGAGGUGAAAGCCCCUCCCCAUCCUGCAGUCUCCCCUCCUCCAGCACCACCAGCAGGAAUAAGGGAUGUCAGGACUGUUCCUCUUCCUGACAGUGCUCAUUGUCUCCUGCAGCAUCCAGGUGUCUUUUGCUGCUACGUUGGACAAGCUGAAGGAGGACUGGAAGCAUUACAUGGAAGAGUGUGUUCGUAACAACAGUCGGUAUCCACCCAGCACCGGUCUUGUGUGCAACAGGACGUCUGACAGUUACGCCUGCUGGCCUGAUGGCCACCCCAACACUACCGUCAGUGUGGCAUGCCCGUGGUAUUUACCAUGGCACCAUAAAGUCCAACACGGCAUGGUGUACAAGGAGUGUGACGCCAACGGCCAGUGGGUGACGGCGGAGAACACCAGCGAGUGUGAGUCUCAUGAUCCAAAACCGUACGACUUUAGAUACAUUCGGAUCAUGUACACAGUGGGCUAUUCCUUAUCCCUGGUGGCUUUGGUAUUGGCUCUUGGAAUUCUUAUAUUCUUCAGGAAGCUGCACUGCAUGAGGAACAACAUCCACAUGAAUCUGUUUGCCUCCUUUAUCCUGCGAGCCCUGUCAAUCCUGAUCAAAGACGCUUUGCUGGAGGCCAACCGCAUAUCGCAAGACCUCAGCAGGGACCAGGUUCCAGCCUUCCCCAGCACGUCGUCCCCGAUGGAGCUGCAGGACAACAAUGUGACAUGGAUGGGUUGUCGCAUGGCAGUGGUGAUGAUGCAAUACAGCAUCAUGGCUAACAGCUACUGGCUCCUGGUGGAAGGCAUCUACCUCCACAACCUCCUGGUCAUCACCGUCUUCACUGAGAGGAACUACUUCAAAAUCUACCUGUGCAUUGGCUGGGGUACACCGUUAAUUUUCCUCAUGCCGUGGGUCCUUGUUAAACACAUUGCUGAAGAUCAAGAGUGUUGGGAGCGAAACAUCAACAUGAAUUACUGGUGGAUUAUCCGAGCACCCAUCUUUUUUGCUGUUGUGAUCAACUUCCUCAUCUUUAUCCAUAUCAUUAAAAUUCUUGUUUCGAAACUUCGAGCGCAUCAAAUGAGAUACACAGAUUAUAAGUUCAGGUUGGCAAAAUCGACUUUAACCCUAAUCCCUCUUCUGGGCAUCCAUUAUGUGGUCUUUAUCUUCUUGACAGACGAGUACACUGAGGCAAACACYAGUUUACGUGUCACAAAGGUCUUCACUGACCUUUUCUUCUCCUCCUUCCAGGGUCUCCUGGUUGCUAUCUUGUACUGCUUUGUCAACAAAGAAGUUCAAUCUGAGGUCCUGAAGAAGUGGAAGCGCUGGAAACUCGGGAGGAACAUCGAGGAGGAAUACCGCCACACCUACAGCAAUACUCCCAACACCAAGACGGGCAGCCUGCUGAACCACAUCUCUCGGGUCUCUCAACUUCCGGACAUCACCAAAUCCUCCGACCCCGUCUGCAGCCCCGAGGAGACGCACAUGCUUGUGGCCGGCUGCCACAACGGUUUGGUCCGCAGCGAGGCGGGAGGCAACUGUGCCCCGCAGCAGAACGAGGAAACCAGCAACUGCACCCUGAUGGAGGACGUCAGCCUCGCGGAGAAGAUGCAGUGUUACGAGGCACGUAGGGGUAACGUGGAGAGCCACCUUUGAACUUGGAGAAAGGUUCGGGGCUCUGCUGUGGCUCAGACUGACAGCUCAGCUUGGAUGUAAAGAGGUGGGCUGGGGGGAGCAGAUAGCAGUCGAUGCAGCGCUCAGCUCUGGAACAGCACUGUAGGAUCGACCGCAUCGACCCCGUGCCGCGAGUCUUGUGAGUGGAUUCCUCUCUACAUGUUUGACAUUAUAAAACUGCUGCCUAUUGAACAACUCAUCCUGAUGCAGAUAAGCCAUUAAAAGCAGCAGCAAAACACAGAAAGCAACAACAACAACAACAAAAAGACUCAAGGUUCUGGCUCAAAGUCUCUGCUUUAACGUUUGCUGUCUAAAUGUGGGUUUCGUGGUACUGAGAGUUAACUGGACAUUGGACUGUGCACACAAAUGAAGACCAAACAAACAGUGUAAAACACACAAAAAAGAAGAAGCCAGAGACAGUAAAAAUAACUUUUUAUACAGUGUAUACUUUCUGGUAUGUUCAAACUGUUUUUGUCUUCACUGAUAUUAAAGAAAACAGUAAAAAAAAGAAGAAAAAAUAGUAUAAAAACAUUCUGUUAUCUAUACCUCAUAUACAAUAAAGUGACCACAGUGGUGUUGUUCAUGGGAAAAAGGCAGCUGGCUUACAUAUAGAGUUUAAAAUUAGGUCAAAGUAUGAUUCUGAAUGGAAACAAGCUGCAAGGCAAAUGUAUGAGUUUAUAAAAGCAUUAUUUAUUUAGGUGUGAUGAGUGUUGCUGAGUGCUACAGGUCUGAUUGUUAAAUGUGGUCAAAGAUAAACAUAAAACAGACYUUCUGAACCUCUUAGUAAAAUUAGAACACAGUGCUUCUGAAACAAACAGUUUUUUUAUGAUGCUCCAGCUUGGAUGUGACGAUUUACUGGGCUGCAGUGAAUUAGCUGCUCACGCUUCAAAUCAGCGUCAACAUUUUGCUAAUGCUGUCAGAAGUGCCAGAAAGGUUCUGCUAAUGACCGCACACACCAAGUCUCCCUGUGGACGAUGUUUCAAGCUGUMGGCAAAUUCAUGGGUUGCAUCCUUCAAAGGGCAAAUUUGAAGGCUGAUAGAGACAAACGCAUCCUCCUCAGCCCUGAUUUGAGGGCUGGGUCCGGUGGAUACUUCUCYGCCCACCCUAUCCCAAGAUGCAUUGUGGGAUGCUUGUAAUGGUGGACGAAGUUAGAGAAAGGAGGGCCAUUUUAAAUAAAAAUCUGGCGGUAGAAAUAUUGAAAGUUUAAAGUGGUUGUGUUGUUAAGGCUCCCACAGACCCAUUCUCACUCCCUGGUCGUCACAUAUUGGCACUUUUCCAAGGUUCCCUCUGCAUCCGAU
Austrofundulus limnaeus is the source of this 3261-nucleotide messenger RNA. It is a transcript of the gene gcgra, whose product is annotated as glucagon receptor a. NCBI's taxonomy places the organism in Eukaryota, Metazoa, Chordata, Actinopteri, Cyprinodontiformes, Rivulidae. The coding region runs from base 380 to 1945 and encodes 521 amino acids. Gene Ontology annotation, biological process: cell surface receptor signaling pathway; adenylate cyclase-activating G protein-coupled receptor signaling pathway. Gene Ontology annotation, cellular component: plasma membrane. The record is from RefSeq and is a predicted model, not a curated record. Gene Ontology annotation, molecular function: peptide hormone binding; glucagon receptor activity. The transcript is spliced from 14 exons.